This is a messenger RNA of Acanthisitta chloris (rifleman), 398 nucleotides long. Its product is annotated as vitelline membrane outer layer protein 1 homolog. Lineage: Eukaryota; Metazoa; Chordata; Aves; Passeriformes; Acanthisittidae. The transcript has 2 exons. The annotation marks the transcript as partial. The record is from RefSeq and is a predicted model, not a curated record.
GGCAGGGACAGGAGCAGGACCUGGGCAGGAGGGAAGCCUCACUCAUCCCUGUGUCCAGUGGGGGACCCUGGGGAGACUGGGCUUGGCUGGACAUGUGCCCCAAGGGCUCCUACACCAGUGGCAUCAGCUUCAAGCUGCAGCCUCCAUGGCACCCGGGGGGCUUUGUGCUGCAGGUCCAGGCACCCCUACAAAGGCUCCUGAACCACGGACUGGCUGUCACCAACACCCAGUUUGUUUGCUCUGAUGGCCUGGAGGGACUGGGGUCUGCCUGGGGCCAGUGGGGCAGCCCCCCGUGCCCUAUGGUGGUGUGCAGCAUCCAGGCAUGGCAGGAGACUGCGCUGGGGCUGAAGAGAGAUGACACAGCCCUGAAUGAUCUGCAUCUCUUCUGCUGCCCAUAA